GAUGAAAAUAAUUACUCUCCAGUCUCCACAAGUAACACAAUAAUCUCUUUUUAGCCCCAACUAAAUUCACCUGUAUAAAAGUAAGGUGGAGACGAGUUGGAAAUAUAGUCCUGCAGAUCAUAUAAGUUUGCAAAUAAUGGAGUCAUGGCUACUCAUUGUCAUUAUCAUUAUCAUCACUUUCUGCAUAUCUUUCUCCCUCAAAUCCAAUAACCACAAAAUCAACAAGAAAUUUCCCCCAGGUCCCUUUGCUUUUUCUGUAAUAACCAGCUCACUGCGCACGAAUGCCGAUAUAGAACGCAUCCUCAGGGACCUCAAGACUAAGUAUGGUCCUGUAUUCAAGUUAAGAAUUGGAAUUGGAUUUCGUCGUCCGUCCAUAUUUGUUGCCAGCCAUUCAUUAGCUUAUCAAGCUUUAGCAGCUGCUGUUUUCUCUGAUCGGCCAAAGGCCGCUCAGACAAGUGUAACCAUUCAUAGUAGCCGAAUUAACAUCGCCUCCUCUCCUUACGGCCCCUCGUGGCGCCUUCUACGUCGAAAUCUUGUCUCUGAAAUCCUCCAUCCUUCACGCGCCAAGUGCUACUCUAAGGCCCGGUCUCAGGCACUAAGUAUCCUUAUUCAACAGCUUCGUUUUGAUUCUGCUGAUGCGGAAGUGAUCACAUUAAUUGAUCAUUUCCGUUGUGCCAUGUUCUAUAUUCUUGUCAUGAUGUGCUUCGGGGACAAGAUUGACGAGCCUCAAGUCAAACAGAUCCGAGAUGUACAACGACGAUGGAUGAAAAAUGCAGGUCGAUUCAUCAAUCUCAGCUUCUUCCCAAGAUCACUUCAAAAAAUCAUUUUCAGGAAUCAAUGGAAAGAGCUCAUUGAACUAACGCACGAGCAAGAGAAGAUCUUUGUACCUCUGAUCGAGUCUCGAAUGAAAGCAAAAACGGAGGAAGAUGUGGUGGCUUAUGCAGAUACAUUACUGGAUUUGGAAUUUCCUGAGGAAAAGAGGAAGUUUAAUCAGGGAGAGAUUGUUAGCCUCUGCAGUGAGUUCCUCAAUGGUGGCACCGACACUACGUCCACCUCGUUGCAAUGGAUUAUGGCUAACUUGGUUAAUUACCCUUCUAUUCAGGAAAAACUAUACAAGGAGAUAUCUGAGGUAGUGAACAGAGGGAAUCCAAAGCCAAAGGAAGUGAAAGAGGAAGAUCUAGAGAAAAUGUCUUACCUAAAAGCAGUAAUCUUGGAAGGUCUAAGACGGCAUCCACCAGGUCACUUCCUGCAGCCACACAUGGUGACCGAGGAAGUGGAACUCAACGGUUAUGCCAUCCCUAAGAAUACACCAAUAAAUUUCAUGGUUGCAGAUAUGAAUUUGGAUCCACAAGUGUGGGACAAUCCGUUGGAUUUCAAACCGGAGAGGUUCUUAUCAGCGAACGGUGUUACAGAAGCAUUUGAUAUAACAGGGGUUAGAGAGAUCAAGAUGAUGCCUUUUGGUGCAGGAAGAAGAGUAUGUCCAGCCUAUGGCUUGGCUAUGCUCCAUUUAGAAUACUUUGUGGCUAAUUUGAUCUGGCAUUUUGAGUGGAAGGCUGUUGAUGGGAGCAAUGUUGAUCUAUCUGAGAAGCAGGAAUUCACGGUUACAAUGAAGAAGCCAUUAUGUGUUCGUGUCCAUCCCAGAGCCAACCAACUUGCAUGAGCUGCUAAUGUUGUGUAUUUGUUUGUUUUUCUUUCUCUUGAAGUUUUGAUGUUUCUUCAAAAUAUAUAAUAAAUGGAUAUCACUUAAUGGAAA
Molecule: messenger RNA, 1753 nt
Organism: Capsicum annuum
Lineage: Eukaryota; Viridiplantae; Streptophyta; Magnoliopsida; Solanales; Solanaceae
Product: cytochrome P450 89A2
Cellular component (GO): membrane
Molecular function (GO): iron ion binding; oxidoreductase activity, acting on paired donors, with incorporation or reduction of molecular oxygen, NAD(P)H as one donor, and incorporation of one atom of oxygen; heme binding
Source: RefSeq, a predicted model, not a curated record